Messenger RNA from Anisakis simplex (herring worm), 132 nucleotides. NCBI's taxonomy places the organism in Eukaryota, Metazoa, Nematoda, Chromadorea, Rhabditida, Anisakidae. The record is from the annotation of a GenBank genome assembly.
AUGCAGGUGAGUGAUCUUUUGACCGGUAAAAGAUGUUGUUUACCGUUUGUGAUGUCCGAACCGAAUCUGUCACAGAUGGACAAAAGACUUACACCGAGUGCAUCAUCCACUUCAUUCGGUUCUGUUAAGUGA